AGAAUGGCUCUGAGAAACAGCUCCUCAGUGACUGAGUCUAUCCUUGUGGGAUUAUCAGAACAAUUAGAGCUGCAGCUCCCCCGCUUCCUACUAUUCUUAGGGAUCUAUGUGUUUACUGUGGUGGGCAACUUGGGCUUGAUCACCUUAACUGGGCUGAAUUCUAGCCUUCACAUUCCUAUGUACUUUUUCCUCUUCAACUUGUCUUUUAUAGAUCUCUGUUUUUCCUGUGUGUUUACCCCCCAAAUGCUGAAUGAUUUUGUGUCAGAAAACUUCAUUUCUUAUGCGGGAUGCAUGACUCAACUAUUUUUCUUCUGUUUCUUUGUCAAUUCUGAGUGCGGUGUGUUGGUAUCGAUGGCUUAUGUUUGCUAUGUAGCUAUCUGCAAUCCUCUGCUGUACAUGGUCACCGCGUCGCCUCAUGUCUGUUCUCUGAUGAUGUUCGGUUCGUAUGUGAUAGGGUUUUCUGGGGCCAUGGCCCACACCAGAAGCAUACUGAGACUGACCUUCCAUGAUUCCAACAUCGUUGGACAUUACCUGUGUGAAGCCCUCCCCCUCUUGCAGCUCUCCCGCACCAGCGUCCACAUCAAUGAGCUGGUGUUUUUGAUUGUUGUUGGCGUGGUCAUCACAAUACCCCUUAUCAGUAUAUUCAUCUCCGCUUUGACUCUCUCCAGUAUCCUCCGUAUUCCUUCCACUGAGGGCAGGUCCAAAGCCUUUAGCACAUGUGGCUCCCAAGUUGCUGUGACUCUGUUCUUUGGGUCAGGGGCAUUCACCUAUUUGAAAACCUCUCUUCCUGGAUCUAUGGACCACAGUAAAUUUGCCUCAGUCUUCUACACCAGUGUGGUUCCCAUGCACCCUCUGAUCUACAGUUUGAGGAAUAAGGAUGUUAAAAUUGCUCUGAGAAAAACCCUGGAGAGAGUGCUCUUCUGA
This is a messenger RNA of Delphinapterus leucas (beluga whale), 924 nucleotides long. Its product is annotated as olfactory receptor 8B4-like. Gene Ontology annotation, cellular component: membrane. The record is from RefSeq and is a predicted model, not a curated record. NCBI's taxonomy places the organism in Eukaryota, Metazoa, Chordata, Mammalia, Artiodactyla, Monodontidae. Gene Ontology annotation, molecular function: olfactory receptor activity. Gene Ontology annotation, biological process: G protein-coupled receptor signaling pathway.